CUGAAUUACAUUGUUCAACAGAAGCACAAUUAUAGUAAAUUAAUCUAAAUGAAACUGUGCUUUCAAAUAUAAUAAAGAUGACUCCAGUGGUAUAUAAUGAAUUUGAAGAACCAUCAUAUUAUAGUUCUUAUAACUGCUAUAAUGAAGUUAAUAAUACAGCUAGAAUAGAAACACUGGAAUGUAAUCAAGAUAGUAUCGCACGAUUACAACCUAGUGGUUUACUAGCCAAAUUAGGGGUACCUUGUCAAGAAACUUUUGAUUAUGAUUACGGUCAAUGUUUUGGUUAUUACGAGAACGGUCGCUAUAACAUGUGUCAGUUUGUUGAAGUUGGGGAUAUUGAAGAUUUUAUGAAUAACGAGAAAAGAAAAGAAAAAUCCAGAAAUGCUGCCAGAUGCCGUCGAUCUAAAGAAAGCGAACUGUACUAUGAUCUCGCCAGUUCUUUGCCGAUUUCAACGGAUCAAGUUUCUCAAUUGGACAAAGCUUCUGUCAUGAGAUUGGCCAUUUCUUAUCUCAAAAUCCGCAAUAUGAUUGGAUCUGUUCCAGAUUUAACAGAAGAAGAUGAGACCAGUCCAACAGCUGGCUCACUAUUUCUGAAAACUUUGGACGGUUUUGUAAUGAUCUUAUCAGAGGAGGGUGACUUCAUUUAUUUAUCAGAAAAUGUUAAUGAAUAUUUAGGAAUAAAUCAGAUCGAUUUGUUGGGACAGAACGUGUAUGAUUACAGUCAUCCAUGCGAUCAUGACGAAAUUAAAGAAAUGCUGUCCGGAAAGGAAACCGAAGAUGUCAGUAGUUGCAAAUCGUUAUUUAUUAGGAUGAAAUGUACGCUAACUACGAACGGAAGAUCUGUAACCUUAAAAUCAGCAGUUUACAAAGUAAUCCAUUCUACGGGUCAUAUCAUAAAAUAUAAAAAUUCCUCUAACAAUGAAAAUUCCGACCAAUCUGAUAUGAAGACAUGUUACGUAGCAGUAAGUCAACCUAUUCCGCAUCCAUCGAACAUCGAGUGUCCUUUAUCGAAACAGACCUUUUUGACGAAGCAUAAUAUGGAUAUGAAGUUCACCCAUGCAGAUGAUGAUUUAAUGAACGAAAUUAUUGGUUAUGAUUCCAACGAUUUAUUAGGAAAAUCCGUCUUUGAAUAUUACCACGCCGUCGACAUUGAUGGUAUUUUGGCUUCUUAUAAAUGCUUAUUUUCUAAAGGCCAGUGCCAAACUGGCCAGUACCGUUUCCUGGCUAAAUCCGGAGGUUAUGUAUGGUUGAUCACUCAAGCUACUUUAAUCCUCGACAAAAAUCAGAAACCCCAGAGCGUCGUGUGCGUCAACUACAUCAUCAGCGGACUGGAAUGUAAGGAUGAAAUAUACUCAUCGUCACAAUAUUUAGUGGUGAAAACGGAAAAUAAAUCUAAACCCGAAGCUGUAAUUCCAGAAAUAAUCAUUUCUGAUACGAAGGAACCUAACAACAAUGAAGUGAAACCGAAAAUAGAGGUUAAACGACCGAUUUCUAGUACCAGGAAGCUGUUUGGGAAUUUGAAAGAAGUCGAAGGAUCUUCGAGACCGAUCAGUGCUACCAGCACUAUUUUCGCGCCUAGAACAGAGGAUAUGAAUAAGGGCUUUUUGACGUUUUCAGAUGAGGAACCAGGGCUGACAAUGUUAAAAGACGAACCGGAAGAUUUGACCCAUUUGGCCCCGGUUGCUGGAGAUGUUUGCGUACCAUUAGAAGAUCAUCCGUUCCUGCCCGACAUGUUAGAUGACAUCCUCUUGAGAGAUAAUUUCGGACCUUUACUAAACGACGCUCCAUCUGAUCCUUUCAUCGCUUACAGAGAUUUUCAGGAUCCAUCGCCGCAAUUAUUAUCCCCCAAUUUGUCAAAGCAUUCAGAUUGCAGCCUGACCUCAUUGAACAGCCCUUGUGAUUCUUUAAUAGACGAAGAUCAAUCUUCAUUUAUGAACCUCCAAAUGGACGAUGUUGAUUUAUUAAAAAGUCCGUAUACCUCUAUGAACAUAUCCGAUGAUAUACCGCUUUUGGUGUCAAACGAUUUAAUGUGGAGCACGAAUGACAAAAAGUCCCAUCAAAUCAUCAACAACAAUAAUUCGAGUUUAGCGCAAUUAUUGUCGAGUUCUUUGAAUAAACAAAUGAAAUCGAACGAUCACGGUGGAGGUUUAUUGAGGAAGCAUGAAUUGGAAGACAUGCACAAUAUGAAGAAUAUACGAAAAUCGUGGCAAGAACAAAAUAAUCUCUCUACCAAAAUGACUCAUCUAAAUAAAGAGGAUCGCGGCGUUCAAAGUUCGAAACGUUCGAACACGAACAUAUACGAGUACGCCAGUAAAAAAACGCGUAACGAACCCAAAGAAAAAAUAUCCUCCGAACUGCUGCACCAACUCAUUUCGAACAGUCACAAUAAAGGGCGGCCGAAUAAUAAGGACAACAACAAGAAUAAUAAUAAUAAUUGGUUGUUGCAUAGCGGCAAAGCCGCUUGUGUAUCGCAACCGAGUGAUAGCGUGUUGAUGAACUUAUUGAUAGAUACAACAAAUGACAAGUCCAGCAAUGCUUCAUCUUCAUUACAGUUCAGGUGUAGAAUCCAAGAAGACGACAAUGCGAAACUUCGACAGAUCAAAGAAAAACAUAGACGAAAUCAGUUAUUGAAAAAUCUGCUGGACCCAGAAGCUGCUUCUAUAUCAUCAUUAAUGGAUCUGACGCAACAGGACUACGAAGUUAAUGCACCAGUCGGGAACAAUCUCUUGCAAGGAAUAGAACUAUUGACAGCAUUGGACACAAAUUCAUCUAUUUAGUUUAGAUUUUUUUAUGUAUAUUAAGUGCAUGGGAUUUUGAUACAAUUUGUAUAAGGAGUUCUAUAACAUUUAUCACUAUCGCCGUUGUGAGUACUAGAACAUUUCGAUUUGGUCAUCAAAUAUUUGAAAAAAUAUGACAAAUUUUGCAUCAAAAUGGUCACCUUCCAUCGACCUAUUAACAUUUAUCGUCUUAACAAUAGUACAAUUUUGGACUGCCAGUUUUAUCAAUUUAAAGUAACAGAAUAAAUAACCAGAAAUGAAUAUAUUGGCUUUUUAAUACAAAAACCCAAUAUUUGAAUUAACAAAACAUUCAAAUUAAAAUUGCCCUAGCGAUAAUUGUUGUAUAAAGGCACCCCUUUUUUAGUUUAUACAUUUUUAGAUGAGAUUUUUUUUGGCGGUAAAGAAAUUAGGAUAAGAUACAAUGCCUAAUAUAUAUUUAUAUUUCACUCUUUUUGAUGAAAUAUAUUUAUUAUCUAUUUAAAAA
Molecule: messenger RNA, 3261 nt
Organism: Psylliodes chrysocephalus
Lineage: Eukaryota; Metazoa; Arthropoda; Insecta; Coleoptera; Chrysomelidae
Source: the annotation of a GenBank genome assembly